AUGUCUCUCCUCCAAGCUGGUCGUUUCGUUGUUAUGCUCCAAGGCCGCCAUGCCGGUAAGAAGGCUGUCGUUCUUGCUGCCUACCCAGAAGGCACAGAAGACCGUAAGUUCCCAUACGCCAUCGUUAUGGGUAUCGAGAAGUAUCCAAAGAAGGUCACAAAGGACAUGCCAACAGAAGUCCUCGUUAAGAAGACACAGGUUAAGCUCUUCGUUAAGGCCGUCAACUUCAACCACGUUAUGCUUACACGCCACAACGUAAAGGAUGAGGACUUCUUCAAGAAGAUCUCCGUCGAGAAGGUUGUUGCUGCUCUCAAGGAUGCCCCAGCUAAGAAGGCUCUCCUUACAGAAUACGCCGCCGUCCUUCGCCAGAAGUACCUCAACAACAAGAUGGCAUGGUUCUUCAAGCCACUCCAAUUCUAA
This is a messenger RNA of Trichomonas vaginalis G3, 420 nucleotides long. Its product is annotated as structural constituent of ribosome. The record is from RefSeq and is a predicted model, not a curated record. Bases 1 to 420 code for a protein of 139 amino acids. The transcript has a single exon. Gene Ontology annotation, molecular function: structural constituent of ribosome. Gene Ontology annotation, cellular component: ribosome; cytosolic large ribosomal subunit. Lineage: Eukaryota; Parabasalia; Trichomonadida; Trichomonadidae. Gene Ontology annotation, biological process: translation.